UGGAAACAAAAACAAGUGAUAUAUUUGUUAGAUUUUGAAUGUGGAAAAAAUUAAGUUUAAAGGACAUAAAAGUUGUGUUCCUAUAAGAAAUAAAUUAAUUUAAAUUAGUUUCCAAAUAUAGUUAAGUAGACACCAACAGGAACACGUUUGCACGUUUCGUUCGUAGGAGACACAUCAUCGUUUUUGCUAUCUUGCGAGGGAGUACCAUCAAACAUUUCUCAGGGAGGAGACGGAAGAAUAUAAUAUCUGAUAACUAUUUUGAUAGGGAAGUGAUUCUCUAAGUUAUUAUGACCUCUACUAAACCACGGAAGCAGCCAACUGCAAUAUCACGGAUGAGGCAGGAUUACAUGCGUUUAAAGCGCGAUCCUUUACCUUAUAUAACUGCCGAACCGUUACCAAACAAUAUCCUAGAAUGGCAUUAUGUUGUAAAAGGUCCAGCUAACACCCCUUACUACGGUGGAUACUAUCAUGGAACAUUACUUUUUCCAAGAGAAUUUCCAUUUAAACCACCAUCAAUUUAUAUGUUGACGCCUAACGGACGAUUUAAGACUAACACCCGCCUCUGCCUUAGCAUAUCAGAUUUCCAUCCCGAUACAUGGAAUCCAACGUGGUGUGUCGGUACUAUAUUGACGGGGUUACUCAGUUUUAUGCUGGAAUCAACACCAACUUUAGGUUCAAUUGAGACAACGACUUAUGAGAAACAGAGCUAUGCCAGAAAAUCUUUAGAGUACAAUUUAAAGGACCCAAUUUUUCGAGAAUUGUUUCCUGAAGUAUGCGAAGAAAUAAACAAAUUACUAGAAGAUGAAAAACAAAAGCUCGCUCUUUUAAAUGGAGAACUUAAUAGAAAACCAGUUAACAAUGUAAUACCAGCCACAAAUAAUGAAAAUGGCUCUAACGGAGCACAACAUGUAAAAUCAGACGAAUGCGAUAACAAACGAAAAUCUAUUAUUAAUUGGCCAGGACUAUAUUCAAAUUUGGUGAUUGGAAUCAGUUUUUCGAUUUUUGCUUUGGUAGUAAAUUAUGUAAUCAAGAAUCUGAACCAGGAAUAAAGUUUAGAAAAGCCGUGUUAAAGUUUUCAGCAGCUAAACACCAGUUA
This is a messenger RNA of Bactrocera tryoni, 1096 nucleotides long. RefSeq names its product ubiquitin-conjugating enzyme E2 J2-like. The record is from RefSeq and is a predicted model, not a curated record. The transcript has 4 exons. Bases 288 to 1049 code for a protein of 253 amino acids. NCBI's taxonomy places the organism in Eukaryota, Metazoa, Arthropoda, Insecta, Diptera, Tephritidae.